Molecule: messenger RNA, 2572 nt
Organism: Gordionus sp. m RMFG-2023
Lineage: Eukaryota; Metazoa; Nematomorpha; Gordioida; Chordodea; Parachordodidae
Exons: 9
Coding region: 97-2517 (806 amino acids)
Biological process (GO): cilium assembly
Cellular component (GO): intraciliary transport particle B; cilium; centrosome
Source: RefSeq, a predicted model, not a curated record
UUGAAGAAUCUUGCAAUCUUUAAUUUAAGUCGCAAUGAAGAAAAUAUUAACAUUUGCUGUGGAUACAUUGAAUGGAACCCAAAUCAAUAUGCAACUAUGAGCUUUAUUGCUAUAUAUAACAAUAACCUUAAUCAAACAAAAACUGACUUAAUAUCCUACUUUCAAAUAUCAAAUUUAAAUGCCUUUAGUAAAUAUGAAAUAAUAGAAAAAUUACCCAUUGCACCUACUUUAAAACAUUACGUAUCAUCUUCACCAUCCAAACAUUUUAAAUCAAGCCAACAACUAUUUACAUGGUUCCCAUCUGGUCUUAGAUUUAUAUAUAAAUCAACAGCUGGCAUACUUUAUGAAAUUUUUUUUAAUUAUAAAAGCUUAGCCUGGUCAAACAUGCAAAUCAAUUUUAUAAAUGAGAAAUGUUUUGAAAUCAAACAUUUUAAAAUGAUUGGGAAUAUUAGUGGAGAUAAUACCUUAGAAGUUGUGAAAGAAGAAUUUACACUAGAAGAUGUUGUCACAAAUUUUUCAUUCAAAUCUGAUAAUUUUAUCCUCAUAACUUUUGAUCAUAUCUAUAUAUAUAAAACCCCAAAUUUCUCUAUUCCCAAUAUAUUAACAUUGCCAUCAGGAUUGCCAAUCAAAUUUAUAUUCCAAUCUUGCAGUUAUUUUGGUUUGGUUAGAGGACCGCCCGAAUUUAUCCAAAUUUUUAACUACGAUGGAACACUUAAACGAUCUUUGAAUUUCGAUCCAGAUUUUCAAAAUAUUAAAGGGAGAGACGAUAAAAGUUUUGAUUUUCAAAGCAGGAUUGAGUCACACUUUUUUGGGAAUUCUAACACAUCUCCCGGCAAAAGAACGGUUGCGGAUUACUUGUCACCUCAGCAUAUUGAUAUGUGCGCCAAUGAAUUCCUGAUAAUCAAAAGCCCAUUCGAAUCGAAUAACUUCGCUUUGUACAACAUAGUUAGCAACCAAAGAUCCCUAUUUUCACUGACCUUACCCAAACACUUAGGGCCAGUUGAAUCACUUUUAUCUAAUUCAUCUGCUCCUGUUUACGUAAAACUAGUCGAUGAUUCACAUAAUAAUUCCAUACCACCAUCUCUUACUUUCUAUAAAGAGGUAGAAAAGGGUUUCUUAAAUAAAGAAUUGAAAAAAAAUGAGGAAUCCCGUGACAAUUUUGGAUUAGAAAGGCCUGGAAGUGAAUUAGGCGAUUAUUGCGUUACCUCGUUUAAAAUCUGGCCUCAUAUAAUAUACCCUAAUAUUUAUAACGAACAGGGUAAUUUGAAUAACGAUGUAAGCCAGCUCACUUGCAUCAAAAAUCAAAAUAUAUCUUAUCUUUCCUAUCUGUUAAUGGCGAUCACUAUAGAUAAAUCAACCAACCAAUCAAGGGGCAAUUUAUCUUGCCUUGGAGCCUUAUGUUUAUUAAAAAUUCCUCUUAAAAUUAUCAAAAAUUCGGCCGAUACAUCUGAUUUAUAUCAUAAACUCGAAUUGAUACCGUUUACUAACCCUCUAAACAAUGUUGAAUCGUAUCAUUCAGACCUCGAUUGUUUCACAUCGGCUUACCAUUGGCUAGAAAACGUUGGACAUGACCUUAAACAGAACCCUUCAUUGACCUUUACUGCUCUCUCAUCGCGUAAAGCUUCAGAAAGAGGCGCUGAUUCUUUAUUCCAAAGCGUUUAUCAAGAUAGUUUUAAUCUAAAAAAUGAUGAACAUAUAAAAGCUGGAACCUAUAUAACAUUUUUUUUACCAGAUCUACUUGUAAUCGAUACCCAAAAAUUUAUUUGCAGCUUGAUCCAAAUUGAUUCCGUUAAUAGAUAUGGAUUGGAUGUACAAUUGGAAGGCUUUUAUCAUUGCCCCUCUAAAAACAAAAAUCAAGCCAUGCUCUAUGUUUUGAUUUAUCACAUGACUUUAAAUAUCCACAUGAGAUUUUUUGAGUUAUUAAACGAGGGCGUUUCACUCUUAAUCACAUCUGAAUCUAAUAACGAAAACGUUUUAAGUCACUUGGAAGAUGAUAAUCAUUGGUGUCUCUUCCUAGCGAAAGCGUUCCAAACCAGAGAUUUUGACAAAAUAAAAGUGGCUUACAUCCAUUUCCGAGAGAUCGAUAAAGUUAUGUAUCUCAAGCGAUUAGAUCUAAUAACCGAUGUAAAUGUAAGAGCAGCAGGCCUAAAUUUAAUUUGCAAAGAUUUAGAUAUGUGCGAGGCCUGGUUGAUGCACCCAAUGAAUAAUGGAAAACAUAAAGAUAAUCAUCAAAAUAUUUCUAGCUUUAGACCUUUUUGGAUAUCUUUGAACUUUCUUAACUGGGAAAGGGCUUAUAAAUGGGCUAAGGAUAAUCCCAAUUAUUUGCUGAUAUUGACAGCUUUUAGGAAAAGGUUUUUAAAGGAAUAUUUUCCCGAUGUUAAAGAAAUAAUACCAGAGUUUCUUAGCCUAUCAAGAGUGAUGAAGCAGGAGAAGGAAUUAUUAAUGAAUUGGGAUACCGUCAAGGAUUUCUUAAACAAAGAAUUAAACCAAAAUAAGGAUUUAUUAUAUCUUAUCUAAUAUUUUAGAUAUGUCUUGCAUGUUACUAUUAUGAAUUUAUUAUAUUUUGUUUGAU